GCAGCCAAACUUGUUGCUCACGGAAUGUCAGCAAAGUCUAAACUGUAGACGGAAGACCUGUUUGCACAUCAUUGUACAUUGUAAACACUGGAUAAAGUUACAGGGACACAGAGCGUCUGACAAUGAAGGAGUAUAGUGAGGCGAUAGCUUUUUUGGGACAGUGGGGACGUUUUCAGCAGAUGGUCUUCUUCCUCCUUUGUGCCAGCAUUAUGCCCAAUGGAUCCGGCACUUUCAACCUUGUUUUUGUGGCUGAUAUUCCCCCUCAUCACUGUUUUGUACCUGACGUCAACCUCACUGAAGACUGGCUCAAAGCAGCUAUACCAGUACAGGUGGUAAAUGGGAGGCAGGAGCUGAGCAGAUGCAGCAGAUACAGGCUGGAUGUGGUCAGAAAUCUGUCUGCUCAGGGAUACGUUCCUGGCAGAGACGUCAACCUCACUGAUCUGGAGCAGGAGAGCUGUGUGGAUGGAUGGAGUUACAGCACAGACAUCUACCAGUCCACCAUAGUCUCAGAAUUUGACCUCGUCUGCAGUGAGGAGUGGAAGCAGCCAUUCACCAUCACAGUGUUCAAUGUGGGAGUUAUUUUGGGAUCCUUCUUUGCUGGACAGCUUUCAGACAGAUUUGGAAGAAAACCUGUACUUUUUGCAACCAUGGCAGUUCAGACAGUAUUUGGCUUCAUACAAGCCUUCUCCACCUCAUGGAUCAUGUUCCUCAUCUUCCUCCUCAUCGGAGGUUUGGGACAGAUGUCCAACUAUUUAGCUGCUUUAUUGCUAGGUGCUGAAAUUCUGACUAGCAAUGUGCGUGUCCUGUACUCAUCUCUGGGCACAAAUUUUGCUUUUGCCUUUGGCUACAUGAUGUUGGCUCUCUUUGCUUACUUUUUAAGGGACUGGAAAUCUCUACUGCUGGGUUUGUCUUUGCCUACCCUAGUCUACAUCCCACUCUGGUGGUUGAUCCCAGAGUCUCCUCGCUGGUUGCUGUCUCAGGGAAGAGUGGAUGAAGCUGAGGCCAUAGUGAGAAAAGCUGCAAAGUGGAACAAAGUUCAGGCUCCACAGUUAAUCUUUGAAGAAUAUAAUGAAAACAAGACAAAGUCAAAGAAGCACCCCACCAUUUUAGACCUGGUGAGGACCUGCGACCUAAGAACCAUCACGUUUGUUGUCUGUCUGGUGUGGCUGGUUAACACCAUUGGCUACAUUGCUCUUUCCUACAACACGUCUCAACUCCAUGAAGAUCCAUUUAUCAGCUGUUUCCUCUCAGCGCUUGUAGAGUUGCCAGCAUAUGUGUCCAUGUGGCUCGCACUGCGAUACCUUCCACGCCAAGCGUGCGUCAUUGGGUGUUUGCUUCUAGCAGCAGCGUCACUCUACCUCGUUCCACUGAUGCCACAAAGUUUACCAAAUCUAAAGGUUGUCCUGGAGCUUCUGGGGAAGUAUGCAUUUACCAGUGGUACCGUCUUGAUGUUCGUCUACUCAUCAGAACUUUACCCAACAGUACUCAGGAACACAGCGUCUGGGACUGGCAAUACAGUGGCCAGAAUGGGCAACUUAACAGGACCACUUUUGUUGAAAUUGAGUGUGUUCAUGAAGUAUCUGCCUCAUAUUACCCUUGGGUCUAUGGCUGUUGUCUCUGCCAUUGCUGCUGUUGUCCUUCCAGAAAGUUUUGGACGACCCCUCCCUGACACUAUUCAGCAGAUGCCAACAGUAAAAGUGUUGAAGUGUCCUUGCAUCAGUAAUAAAGAACACAAAAGAAAUGUGGACAGUCCACUAUGAUAAUCCAAUGCAAAAAACAUAACAAAAACUGCCUCCUGUUUUACAUUCUCAAAGAGAACCGAGCCAAAGGAGUAUCACAUUCUUCCUGUAAUGCUGACACAAGGAUGUGAGUCUGUAUUUAAGCAAACAGAGACUUGAUUUUUUUCUUUUGCUUUUAUAAGAUUAUCAUAAUAGAACACAUUACAGUUCAGACUUGUCUAGACUAGUUGCUGAUUGUGACGCACCGCCCUCAGCGGUGCUAGUAAUUUAUGUUAGUUGGUUUUGUUCAUUUCCUGUUUUAUUUUGGUGAGGGUUUUUGUUCGCUUGUGUGCACUGUGUCUGUCUUGUCUGCGUCCUCCCUGAUUCACUUGAUUGUCUGCACCUGGGGCUCAUUAUCUCUCUACCCUUUAUAUACCCUCCUCUCUCUGUGUCUGUUAUCAGUGUGUCUUUCAUGUUUUGUCAAGACAAGACCACCCUCGACCUUCUCUUGUUCACCAGACUUGCUUUGUUACAUUUUGUAAGUUUAUUGAUUUCACAUUUUGUGAAGAUCUUUUUGUUAUAUUUUUGAUACCUCAAAUGAGAAGAUUUUUGUGCUAGAUUUUUGAUACCACGUUCGUGAAGACUUUUUUGUUAGAAUUUUAAUACCUUGUUCGAGAAGAUCUGUUUGUUAAUUUUUUGAUUCUAUGCUUGUGAAGAACCUUUUGUUAGAAUUUUUUGAUUCCUCGACUGAGAAGAUUUUUGUGUUAACUUUGAUUCCACUAUUGUGAAGAUACUUUUGUUCCCUUCUUUUUGAGUAGUAAAUACUCAAACUAAGUUUACACUGUCUCUGUCUCGUGCAUUUGGGUCCAAGCCUUGUGAUUUCGUAAUAGCUGAUAUCUGACAGGUUUAUUACUGUAUAUGGAAAACUGAAAGACUUUAUAGCUCUUAAAAUUAACAUCUGGAAAGUUCAACACUGUCAGAUUUUUAGAUAUUGAGUAGAUAUAUAUAGGUUAAUGCAGGUUCACGAACAACUAUUUAAAUGUGUUUGCCAGCACCCUAUACAUUUCUUGGUCAAAAAAACCCAAAACAAAACAACACCACACACUAACAACCUUUACCCAGACUUUCACCAAAAAUUGCAUGAAUUGUUGGCCAAGACCUUGGUGGGAGAGUUGGACCACUGUAUGAAGUUUUCUCCAGCACAUUCUUCAAAGUCUUUGUGGUGGCCAAUUCAUGUGUGAAAAUUUCAUGUUGCAAUAUAACUCACAUUAUUAUCUCAUUUGGAAACUCUCUGGCAGUCUCACUUAUUUUGCCAAUCCUAAUACAUUCAGAACCUAGUAUUAGCAUUUAGCAGCCAUUAAAGGCACUCAGGGCAGAUCCAGAUCUUCAUCAGUACCUUGGUCAAAUACACUAACAAAGCACUUGUGCUUCAUGAAUCACUCUUUCACAAUUUGAGCCUGAGGAAUCCUGGUACUGUUAUCUUGGAAUAUGCCUGUGUCAUCUGCGAAGAAACAAACCCACUGAUGUUCAGACCUGGUUGUUCAGUAUAUUCAGGUUCAGCUGACCUCAUUUUAUGGACACAUAACAAUGUUAAACCAAGACCUGACCACCUGAAACAACCACAGAUCAUAACACUGCCCCCACAGGCUUGUACUAGUUGGUAUUAGGCAUGAUCCUGAUGCACCCAUCACUGUGGAACAGAGUCGAUCUGGACUCAUCAGACCACAUAACCUUUUUCCACUGAAACACAGUCCAGUGUUUAUGCACCCUAUCAAACUGUUGUUUCAGCAAUGCAUCAGUUGGUCUUAAAGCACUUGUUUCAGCUGAAAUAUAUUAAUAACUGUAGUAUCUAUGUAAUAAAAGGAUCUGAACUAUUUAUUUAGUUAAAUCCAGGUAGAUUCCUUUCCUGGUAUAGAGCCCCACUCACCUGGAGCAGGAGAAUUUUACACAUGCUGCACAUUUUAGACAUGUACUGUAGAGAAUAAGGUAAAUAAUGUAAAGAGAUACUAUUUAAAGAAGGCCCUGCAUGUGUCUUUCAUGGAAGAAGGCCCUGCUGAUGAUACUGCAGGCGCAAGCUUUUGUAAACAAUGGUGAAAGGAGGAUUCUCUGCCGGUUGUGGUAUGAAGUUCCUUGACCCGGCUGUUGACCCUGCAAACCAUGAUAGCCUUGGUAAGCCUGGUUGGUGCUGGCUUAAUAAUUUCUGGGCAGUAUGCCCAGACCAACUAGUGAAACAUUCGGCACAGCUGCGCCACUUCAAUAAAAGAAGAACCAAAACAACUUAAAAGAAGAACCAAAAACAACUGAUAAGAAAAACCAAAACAACUGAUGAGAUGACCAAAAGUAACCUUAAGUGUGUAGGCAGCAAGUAGGGUAAAUGGCACAGAUGGGCCUGACCAAAGAUGGUUUUAAAAAGGGAAGCUUCCGGGGGUAAUAGGAACCGAGGGGUGGUUUCUGCCAGUGGAAAAGUACCCCGAAGUUUCUAGAAUGCUGGAAAAAGGGAAUUUUGGGAGGAGCAACCCGGGGUUUUGCGGGAAAUCACGCCCCGAGCCCUGAAACAAGGUAUAAAAAAUGGGGAAUUUUCGGCUACCCUUCAGACCAUUCCUAGGUGUGUCUCCGUGUGUUUUGCCUUGCUUUUGCAAAUAAACACAUGUACGGCUCUGAAGACAGACUGGUUCGGCUCAUCAUUGUCUCUGACGAAGUUCUUCCCUGAUCAACACUUAGACAGAAGUCGGCAGUUUAAAGUAGGCGGGGAAAAAGGCGCAGACCUCCAAUCGAGUCUCGUCAGUACCAGUCCACUGUUGUCUCUGAAGUGAGGUUGAGGUAAUAGUAGUAACGACAAAUAGUAGGAAACACCAUUACAAAUAUAAUGGUUACUGUAGUAGAAAAGAAAGUUAUACAAUGUAGGUUGUCUAAGAGGAAACACAAAAAUGGAAGAAAAUGCACUACUGUAUGAUUGGUGGAUAUGAAUCAAGUUCUUUUAUUUAUGUACUGUACACAAGUACUUGUAUAUACUCAGAUUCCACGAUGUGUCAGAGGAAAAUAUUGUAUUGUACUUUUCAGUUAUACAGUAUUUGUCUGACAGUUGGAGUAGCCGUUCACAUUACAGUUUUUCAUCUUAUUUCUGUCCAGUGAUACUUGUCUUCAUAUUUGCUUAUUUUUGUGUUGAAUGUUGAAUGUUUGUGAUAAAACAAAGGAUGAAUAGUUAUAAAUAAAUAUUUUCAUAAGUUUGUUUUGGAUUCAUCUUUACAGGGUAGCUAACUUUCUCACUUUUUCUGAAGGCCAGAAAAGUAACUUUCUUACCCCAGACACAUACAGUAUGUACAUAUUGUACAAGUGAGUCAGAUUUUUUAAAUCAGUAUUUACAAAAUGUGUCCAGAAUUUAUUUAUGUUAAAUAGCUGCACCUAUACAUACUAUAUUCUGUAACAGGAUAUUUCUUCAUGUAUAUGUGAUGGUGUAUUUAUUACAUAAUUUAAUUGUUGUGCUCUUUACACCACAAGCUGCUGCUAUGGACACUGAGUAAAACUGAACUGCCAAUUUUGUAAAUAUUCUGCCAAAUUGUGAAAGAGAAAUGUGUGUAUAUAAGUGGGCGGGAGGAUGGGUGAAUGCAUAAGUGUGUUAAUUUUUAAUUGCUCUGUUUUGGAUCCUGGAGAAACGCUCUGUCAUCUCGUCUGCACUACUGUUGUAUGUACAACAAAAUGACAGUAAAAGUUGAUUUGAUUUAAUUUGACAUAUUUAUAUUAAACAAACCCAAGCAGUGUUUAAACACAGAAUUAUAUAAACUACAAAAUGUAACAAAUGAUUUUCAUCAUGCAAUGACAACCAUAUUCCUAAUAAUGUGCUGUUUUUUUAUAAUAAUACAUUCCAUUGUGCAAAAGUUGUUCAAACCUGGGAGUUGCACUUUUGUAUCACACACAAUAACACAGUGUAUUAUGUACAAACCAACCAAGCUGGAUGUUUUGAUCUGUACACAUUAUAUUUUACCAUCUUGUCAAAUAUUACACAUUUAAACAUUACAUGUUACAUUUUACGGUGUUUUGACUGACUGAUUUUAUAAGCUUUGAAUAAAUGCAGUUGCAAUAAGGAAAAUUCAACCCCUCACUGUCAUGUCUGCUCCAAGACUGUGUCUGUCUUUUCUGUUUUGUCUGUCAUUUCCUGUUUUAUUUUGUUAAGUUUCCCUCAUGUGUCUUGUCUGGUGUCUUUACUUCCCUUCGUUGAUUGUUUCAC
Molecule: messenger RNA, 5943 nt
Organism: Sphaeramia orbicularis (orbiculate cardinalfish)
Lineage: Eukaryota; Metazoa; Chordata; Actinopteri; Kurtiformes; Apogonidae
Product: solute carrier family 22 member 5-like
Exons: 11
Coding region: 123-1760 (545 amino acids)
Biological process (GO): transmembrane transport
Cellular component (GO): membrane
Molecular function (GO): transmembrane transporter activity
Source: RefSeq, a predicted model, not a curated record